GGAUAAUCGUAACUCCAAUCAUAGCUAAUAUACCCUCCAGUUUGGUACCCUGAGUUCGAACGUCAAGACCGACCCUACGAUGCGUCAGCCAAAACCAUGCCCAUGAACCGCCUCGACGAACUGGACCGGACGGUCGCAUCCAUGCAUGAAUUCAUGGAGAUGGAAAGUGCACGGAGAGCUAAAAGGGAGCUACGGCGGCGUGAACGUGACGAAGCUCGACGUGCUGUGGAAGCAACUAGAGCCGCUGAGGAAGAACGCGCCUCACGAAAACUUGAGAAGCAGCGCAAACGAGAGGAGGAACAAAUGAUGAUGGUUAAAGUCGUGGAGGUGCAACUCUCCAUGAAUCUGGGAGACAUUCGUGAGGAGAUCAAGGCGGAAGUGCGGAAGGCUGUUGCUGAUACCAUGAUUACGAUGGUCGUUACCGGUAAGGGUAAGCAGGCUGUAGCGAAAGAUUUGUCGUCUUCCUCUUCUGGUGCGACCAGCGAUGUUGAAGCGAUUACCGAGGGAACCUGGAAUCUCUCCAUCCAGGGAAGCGGGGCGCGGAUACCCCCGUUGGUGACAGCUCCCCGGUGACUACUCCUGCCAAACGCACCAACAAACGUGUGGGCAUUCG
Molecule: messenger RNA, 613 nt
Organism: Chara braunii
Lineage: Eukaryota; Viridiplantae; Streptophyta; Charophyceae; Charales; Characeae
Source: the annotation of a GenBank genome assembly